Messenger RNA from Schistosoma curassoni, 666 nucleotides. The record is from the annotation of a GenBank genome assembly. NCBI's taxonomy places the organism in Eukaryota, Metazoa, Platyhelminthes, Trematoda, Strigeidida, Schistosomatidae.
AUGUUUUGUGAAUUAUGUAGAGUUGAGUUUUCAUCAUCGAAUAAAAAGAAAUCCUGUAAAAUGUGUGGCUCAGUACAGUGUUCGAAUUGUUUGAGGUUUAAACUUAAAAAAAUCAAGCCAGUAUGUUUGGAUUGUUAUUAUGAUAAAAAAAGUGUGAAUGACCCUGAAGAAAAACUUUGCUCAUUCGCUUCUUCAAGUCGUGCAUUUAUUGUAGCAUCAAAUCUAAAACCUAAUAAAACUAAUCAAGAAGUUCGCUCACGCAAUGAUCCGAAGACUGAUGAACUUGUUAAGAGGUUUGAGAACCUUAAGAAGAAUCAAGUCAAAGCAGAAGAUGUUUCUCUUUUAGAAUAUCGAUUUCGACAGCUCAAAGGACUGACUGAGGAAAAACCUGCUUCUUCUGAAAACUCUUCAUUGUCAAAGACCGAUCGAGUUUCUAAACUUGUGGAACGGUACAUUGAAGAAGCACGAAUUGAUUCAAAAUGUAGCGUUGAUUUUGGUCUGGAUGAUGAUCCUACUGAAAAGGAAAAUUUUCCUUCGUGCUAUAUGUGUGAUGGAGUUGCUGAAUUUUCGUGCAGAGAAUGUGACGAUAAUUUUUGCCAACGGUGUUUCAAUAAAACGCACAAUAAACGAGAGAGAUUCGAACAUCAAACUGGGAUUUGCAAAUAA